AAACUCAUGGCUUCUUCUAACCACGAAACUUAGGAACCAGUUAGAGUGAGACGUGUGUGCACUUUAUAAGUUGGAUUCCGAUGGCGGGGUCCCGCAGUCAUAUAGAUUUGAGACAGAGAGAAGAGAGGAGGAACUCCACACACAUUCCAGCUGCUGCUUUUUUCUUUUGGAGAAAAUUCUUCUCCCUCAUAUUUAUUUUGUGAUUGCAUCUUCUCUCUUUCGUAUUCGUGAACAGCUUUUCGAAAUCCGGUUGCUAAACAGUUUGUGAUGCUAUGGUGGGUUAUUUGUGUAGCAGAGUGAAAUCUUGUGUUCCUCAAAAAUGAAUUUUGGGUUUGUGAAAAAUCUCCCAUGGUUUCAUAAGCAUUCAGACCGGGAUUUGCAGACAAUCCCUGAAUCUAAAAGUAUUAUCAUAGAACAAUCAAAGCCAAAUGCUGUCUUUGAUAUCAAGAUAUGGGUUUGGUCCCUCCUUUCAGUUGUUCCUUGGGCCAUGAAUGCUGGAGAAAAAAUACAGGGACCUUCCACCAUAAAUAGAAGGUUAAAAAAGCGUGCGCAGCCACACGGGGUUGUUGAGAGUAAUGGUGGGAUUACCCGUUUGCGCUUUAGACCCUAUGUGUCCAAGGUUCCAUGGCAUACAGGUCCAAGAGCCUUCCUAUCUCAGCUAUUUCCACGGUAUGGCCAUUAUUGCGGUCCAAAUUGGUCCAGUGGCAAAGAUGGUGGGUCUCUUCUUUGGGACAAGCGACCUGUUGAUUGGUUGGAUUUUUGCUGCUAUUGCCAUGAUGUUGGUUAUGACACUCAUGAUCAGGCCAAGCUGCUGGAAGCUGACUUAUCAUUUCUUGAGUGCUUGGAGAGGCAACAUGGUAGUGUAAAGGGAGAUCCUCAUAUUGCUCAUCUUUAUAAGACCAUGUGCAUAACAGGUCUUAAGAAUAUUCUAAUACCAUACCGAAACACGUUGGUCAGGCUGCAGACUGGGCAACCUUUGCCCAAUUUCAGCUGGCUAAGCAAUGUGAAAUGGAGAUAUUGGAAAUUUCAAUAAGUCUGAAAAUACACCAGGGAUCAUAUAAAUAGUGAGCUACCAUCUUUAGUGGCUCCCCUUGGGGGAAAUUGCUGAAACUAGUCCUAAGACAGUAUUAUUUGUUAAUUUCUCUGAAUUGCCUCGAAUAUACCCUAUAUGUAGAAGCUAAUGAUUCUGGUGUCUUUUGAACGUGUGAGAUACCUGAGACUUGUUGGCUUCUUUGUGAUGCAUAUACUUUAAAUAGCUACACUUUAGUAAUGAAUAUUAGCAUUAUUAUGCACAUUUGUAUGUACUUGAAGGAUGUAGAUAUAAUAGUAAGUUUGAUCUCUAUUUCUCUCU
Tripterygium wilfordii is the source of this 1351-nucleotide messenger RNA. RefSeq lists its product as uncharacterized. The transcript has 3 exons. Lineage: Eukaryota; Viridiplantae; Streptophyta; Magnoliopsida; Celastrales; Celastraceae. Gene Ontology annotation, molecular function: A2-type glycerophospholipase activity. Gene Ontology annotation, biological process: arachidonate secretion; phospholipid metabolic process. The record is from RefSeq and is a predicted model, not a curated record. Bases 320 to 1033 code for a protein of 237 amino acids.